This is a messenger RNA of Mollisia scopiformis, 969 nucleotides long. RefSeq names its product quinate 5-dehydrogenase, protein. The record is from RefSeq and is a predicted model, not a curated record. Gene Ontology annotation, molecular function: shikimate 3-dehydrogenase (NADP+) activity. Bases 1 to 969 code for a protein of 322 amino acids. Gene Ontology annotation, biological process: chorismate biosynthetic process; shikimate metabolic process. Lineage: Eukaryota; Fungi; Ascomycota; Leotiomycetes; Helotiales; Mollisiaceae. The transcript has a single exon.
AUGACAACUACCGAAAUAGAGACCCUGAGACUCGACAGCACAACCAGCAACUCAGCUGAUCAGAGAAAGUACGUGUAUUUGGCAGGAGUUGGAGUAACUCAUUCGAUUGGUAUUCAUCUGCAUAAUUAUGUUGCAAAGUCUCUCGGCUUACCAUGGACUUUCAUCAACCAAGAAUGUCCCACGGUUGAGGACGUCAUGGCUUAUUUCCGCGCGCCAACUUUCGCUGGAGGUGUGGUCACGAUGCCAUACAAGAAAAGUAUAAUGCCAUUUCUGGACGAGCUCGAUCCUUUAGCUAUUACUCUUGGAGCUUGCAACAAUGUGUAUCUGACGAAGGAAGGAAAAUUACGAGGUACGAAUACAGACUGGCGGGGAAUCAAAGGUUGUCUGCUUUCUGGGACUUUGACUGGCACAAAUGAAGGCAAAGGAAAGCCUGCUCUGGUGAUUGGUGCUGGUGGUGCUUCGAGAGCUGCUGUUUAUGCUUUAUUCACAGAACUCGAAUGUGGAGAAAUCUACGUUGUGAAUAGAGACGCAAAAGAGGUGGAAGAUUUGCUUGAAGAUUCAAAGGCCUAUGCUUCUGGACGACAGCCGAAACUACGACAUGUCAAUUCUGUCGCAGAUGCAGAAGGACUGCAAAGCCCGUUUUACAUUGUUGGGACGGUACCCGAUUUUGAAGCACGAACGGAAGAGGAAUUGAAAGCUAGAGCGGUCUUGGCGACAUUUCUACAGAAGGAAGAAAAGGGAGUCCUUUUGGACAUGUGUUUCAAACCUAGAAACACACGGAUACUGCAAAUGGGAAAGAAACAUGGGUGGAGAACGGUUGAGGGAACAGAUGUGAUAGGUUUUCAACAGGAAGAGCAAUGGAGACUAUGGGCUGGUGCUGGUGAGAACGGCAGGAAAGCUGUGCCUAUGGAUGAGGUAUGGCAGAUCUCCAGAAAGGCGGCCGAAGAAAGUCUUGCUAUCAAUUUCUGA